GUCUACUUGACACUUGCAAAAUAAAUAGCCGGAGUCGUCAGUGAGUUGCAAUAAUUUUCUCAAUUAGUUUUUGCAACACUCACACAUUUUUUGGGCGUGUGAUCAUUUCGCCUGCAUCUUCAAUUUAUUACAAACAUCUGUCUUCAGACGAAGCUUGUGCACAACACGACGCCUGCAGUCAGAGCUCCUUCAAUCGCAACUGAUACCGGUAUAUUCUGUACAACAACGCAAAAUGGGUCGUUUGGGUAAGGUUGAUCCUAGCUCCUAUUCGCAGUCGGAGUUGGUAACCACGGAGCACAGUGCCAUCAAUUGGAAAGUGGACUUUGCAGACACCAAGUUGCGCGGCAGUGUCCAGCACAGAUUCAACGUGCUGUCCAGCAAUCUGGAUAAGAUUCUGCUGGAUGUGCGUGAUAUUGAGGUGAAGAAUGCCACGUUGCUGGCUGGCGGCUCUGAAGUGCCCAUCAAUUACUUCAUCAGCGAUCCCGUGGCCGACAUUGGCCAGAAGUUGACUCUGGAGCUGCCAGCUGGCACCGCAAAGGGCAGCCUGAACGUACGCAUUGAUUAUGAGACAGCAAGCAAUGCUAGUGGCCUGCAAUGGCUAAAACCCGCCCAGACGCUGGGUAAACAGCAUCCGUACAUGUUCUCACAAUGUCAGUCCAUUCAUGCCCGAUCUGUGAUGCCUUGCCAGGACACGCCCGCCGUCAAGUUUAGCUAUGAUGCUAUUAUUGAGCAUCCCACAGAACUGACCGCCUUGAUGAGUGCUGUGAUUGACAAGAAGGAAUCGGGCAAGACGCACUUUAAGCAAUCGGUGCCAAUCCCAGCUUAUUUGGUCGCCAUUGCCAUUGGCAAGCUCGUGUCGCGUCCAUUGGGUGAGAACUCAAAUGUAUGGGCUGAGGAGGGUAUUGUCGAUGCCUGUGCCGAGGAGUUUUCGGAAACAUCCACCAUGCUGAAGACAGCCUCGGAUAUAUGUGGUCCAUACGUAUGGAAGCAAUACGAUUUGCUGGUGAUGCCGCCCUCCUUCCCUUAUGGCGGCAUGGAGAAUCCUUGCUUGACUUUUGUCACACCAACUCUGCUGGCGGGCGACAAGUCGCUGGCCGAUGUGGUGGCCCAUGAGAUUGCGCACAGCUGGACGGGCAAUCUGGUGACUAACAAGAACUUCGAGCACUUCUGGCUGAACGAAGGCUUUACAGUGUUUGUCGAGUCCAAGAUUGUGGGACGCAUGCAGGGCGACAAGGAGCUGGACUUCAAGAUGCUUAGCAACCUAAUCGACCUGCAGGAGUGUUUGCGUUGCCAACUUUCGGGGACACCCGAGCUGACCAAACUGGUUGUCGAUUUGAGUAACUGUGGACCCGAUGAUGCCUUCUCCUCGGUGCCUUAUAUGAAGGGCUCCACAUUCCUGCGCUAUCUGGAGGAUUUGUUUGGCGGUGCCGCCGUCUUUGAGCCUUUCCUACGCGAUUAUCUGAAGAAGUUUGCCUACAAAUCAAUUGAAACAGAUGACUUUAAGGGCGCCCUUUACGAUUAUUUCAAGGACUCGGAGCAGAAGGAUAAACUGACCGCUGUCGACUGGGAUCUGUGGCUCAAUGGUGAGGGAAUGCCACCUAUUAUACCCAAGUUUGAUGAAUCCCUAGCAAAUGUCAUCAAGGAUCUGUCGAAUCUGUGGAGCACCAAGACCGUCGAUCAAUUGACCAACAAUCCGGACAUAAAAAAACCCAUUUCCGUACAUCAGCAGAUUGCAUUUUUGGGUAAACUAAUUGAAACCAAGGACAUUGUUGAAUUGAAUGAGCAAAAGAUUGAUCUUUUGGAAAGCACAUACAAUCUGAAGCAGUCGAAGAACGCAGAGUUGCGCUUCCGCAUUAAUCGUUUGAUUAUACGUGCACGCCUUAUUCAACGUCUGGACGAGAUUAUCAAGUUUGCCAACUCGAAUUUCCGCAUGAAGUUCUGCCGACCCAUCUAUCGUGAUCUUGCUGCCUGGCCAGAGGCCAAGCCGAGGGCUGUGGAGAAUUUCUUGAAAGUGAAGGAUGAAAUGAUGUCCAUGUGCGCGCACACCGUUGAAAAGGAUCUGGGAUUGAAAUAGACCCUCCCCCCUCGAGUUGUAAAUUAUUUGAAUACCCUGCAUUUUUGAAUUUAAAAUUAAAAAGAAGUAAUUUGUUAGUAACUAUA
Molecule: messenger RNA, 2160 nt
Organism: Drosophila innubila
Lineage: Eukaryota; Metazoa; Arthropoda; Insecta; Diptera; Drosophilidae
Product: leukotriene A-4 hydrolase
Exons: 6
Coding region: 233-2074 (613 amino acids)
Biological process (GO): peptide catabolic process; proteolysis
Cellular component (GO): cytosol
Molecular function (GO): epoxide hydrolase activity; zinc ion binding; metallopeptidase activity
Source: RefSeq, a predicted model, not a curated record